Messenger RNA from Suillus subaureus, 2093 nucleotides. Its product is annotated as general amidase. Lineage: Eukaryota; Fungi; Basidiomycota; Agaricomycetes; Boletales; Suillaceae. The coding region runs from base 196 to 1911 and encodes 571 amino acids. The record is from RefSeq and is a predicted model, not a curated record. The transcript has 9 exons.
GGCUGAGCAUAUUGAAGAGGGUGCUCGGCAUCCGAGUCCGCUGCAGUUUCUUACCCUCAAACAUCAUGCAGCCACCAGCGAAGGAAGUCGAGAGGCUUCUCGGGCGCGGAGAGCCUUUUAUCAACCUGUCCGUCUUAUCUCUUGUGAAGUGUCCAGCCUCGAUAUUGCCCUCGUCCCACUCCAUUCCCGAACGACAUGCCGCAUUGGACCGAACUUGCUGCAGAGAAGAAGCAGAGGCAGCUCAAGUCUAUUCCACAAGAGUGGCUUGUAUCCCCUCCCCCAGACUCUACUUUGGACGUGACUGGUUUCCCGGAGACGUGCGGCCUUCUAACUGCACGAGAAAUUGAGAUUACCAAUACUUCGGUGGACGUUUUGUUGAAGAAACUUGCGUGUGGCGAAUGGACAGCUAUAGACGUUACCACUGCGUUCUACAAGAGAGCUAUUGUCGCUCACCAGCUUGUCAAUUGUUUGACGGAGAUCUUUGUUGAUCGCGCAUUAGCCCGGGCGGCUGAACUCGAUGAUCACUUUAAACAGACAGGGAAGGUCGUUGGUCCCCUCCAUGGGUUGCCAGUCUCUCUGAAGGAUCAAAUAUGUAUCAAGGGACUAGAAACUACCAUGGGUUAUAUCUCGUGGAUUGGGCGGUAUGCAGAGAAAAAUGCAGUACUCGUCGACGUUCUGAUCGAGUGCGGAGCUGUGCCAUUCGUUCGAACCAACCUUCCGCAGACAGUCAUGUGGCCAGAAUCCUUCAAUAAUAUCUUCGGCCGGACAACUAACCCAUAUAACCGCUCUCUGACCCCUGGCGGGUCCUCGGGAGGAGAGGGCGCGUUGGUUGCCCUGAAAGGAAGCCCUUUGGGGGUGGGUUCUGAUAUCGGGGGUUCUAUUCGUAUUCCCUCCGCAUUUUGCGGCUUAUACAGCCUGCGACCGUCAUACGGACGUGUGCCGUACUGUGGUGCCCUCAAUUCCCUUGAGGGCCAGGAUUCGGUUCACUCUGUAUUUGGUCCUAUGACAAAUAGUGUCGGCGGGGUCAAAGCCUUCAUGAAAGCUGUUGUCAAUGCCAAACCAUGGCUCAAAGAUCCUCUUGCGGUUAGGAAGAAAUGGCAAGAAGACGAGUACAAUCUCGCAGACCAUGGAUCUGGCAAGGACUUAUGCUUUGCGAUCAUGUGGGAUGAUGGCGUCGUCGUACCCCACCCGCCCAUCAGGAGGUCUUUAGAAAUCACCAAAGCGGCUCUAGAGAAGGCGGGCCACAAAGGUUUUUCUCGUGUAACUCCUCCGCUGAAUCAUACUCAUUUGGCGAUAGUUGUUGACUGGAAGCCCAUAAAGCAUAGGUUGCUCGCAGAUACCACGCGGAACAUUUGGAAUGCCGCUUCCGCGGAAGACUACAUGAUCACGACCUCCGUUACAGGGGAACCAAUAAUUGCAACGAUGGAACUAGAUAGCUCUAAUGUUGCAGCAGCACCCUUCCGUCCGAAGAAGAUUGGUAUCACCGCAUACCAGCUCUGGCAAGUACAGAAACUGCGCGGAGAUAUCCGGAAAGAAUAUUUGGACCACUGGGAAGCAACGGUGUCAGAGACUGGCACCGGACGGCCUGUCGAUGCUAUCAUCUGUCCGGCCUCAUCGUAUGCAGCAACCCCCCAUGGGAAGAACAGAUACACUAAUUACACCACAGUUUGGAAUGCGCUCGAUUAUCCCGCUGCGACUUUCCCUGUGACCACUGUUGACCCCACUCUAGAUGUGAAGAAGCCUCGCCAUGUUUUUUACGACGACUUUGAUAAGGGUAUUUACGACAUGUAUGACCCGGAGACAUUCAAGAACGCACCGAUUUGCCUGCAACUCGUGGGUCGCACUCUGGAGGAAGAGGCGAUCGUUAAAAUGACGGAAAUCGUCGAUGGGGCACUGGCAGCCGCUAAAUAAAUUCAAGGCAUACUUGUUGAGACAGAGCAAUAAUGAACGUAAGCUUUUGAAGACCCCUGCGACGAGUCAGACUGUCGCUUUCUGGUGUCGACAUUCCCACUGCGACUUGUUUUUGUAUUAUACAGUCGUGUCAAAUGUGAACACGCAUGCAAUGCAAUGAGAUUAUAAUGAUGUAUUACUGC